UUAAUGUCACGAAUUGUCCAGUUUGAGCCUUUCAGCUCGACAGUCGAACCCGAGUUCUGGUCAAAGCUUGGUCAUCACAAGCUGCACUCGGCGCAGCUCGACACGGCACGAACAACUAUCCGGGGUGAGUUUACGGGCGGACGGCGCCACGCGGUGCGGAAUAACGCGGCCGGAGCAGAGGUCCAGCGGCUGGCAGUGCCCGCCCGUCUGCGCGUCAGCCAGGAUGCAUGGACUACAGACAGCGCCAUCAGCUCGCAGUUGGGAGCCAGCGUCAGCGGGCACCUGUACAACACAAACACGAUUGAAGAGUUCAAAAAGAGCGACAAGGGCGAGCUGCUCCGGGGCGUUGGCGGAGAGGUCCUCGAUGCGAUCCACAGCGGCCGCGCGACUGAGGAGCCGCAGCUGUUGUGGCCGUUUGUGCUGCUGUCAUUUGCCGACCUAAAAAAGUACCGCUUCUACCACUGGUUCGGCUUUCCCGCAGUCACAGCCGACCCGGCGGAUACGGCCGAUGCGGUCACCCCCAUUGCGUCGUUUGUUGGCAGCAAUGCAGACAUCGACUCGCUACACAAGACAAGCGAGUUUGCCAGCGCCACAGGGGCGUUUCUUGCGCGGUACAAGGCCGGGGAGCCGUGGCGCCUGUAUUCUCUGGGAGAGUGGGAGCAGGCGUUUAGCAAUUCCGACGGCGGUGAGACAAUGCUGGCGUUCGUCGACCCGAGCAGCCAUGCUACGCGACCCGGAUGGCCACUGCGCAACCUGCUGGCGUGGCUGCGAUACACGCACGCGGAUGUCUCGAAGAUGCGCGUCCUGUGCCUGCGCGACGCCGUGGCAGAGAGUAUUGUUGUUGAUAUCAACGUGACGGCGGCAACGGAGGUGAAGGCCGACAGGCAGGUCAGCGGCUGGGAGCGCAACGAGCGCGACCGCCUGGCACCGCGCGUGGCCGACCUCUCGGCAGCAAUGGACCCUGUGCUGCUGGCCGAGUCGGCACUGGACCUGAAUCUGCAGCUCAUGCGGUGGCGCCUGGCGCCAUCUGUCGACCUGGCCAAGGUUGCCGGCACUCGCGCCCUGCUGGUGGGUUCCGGUACACUAGGAGCAUACACGGCACGCGCGCUGCUUGCCUGGGGCGUGCGCACCAUUACGUUUGUUGACAACGGCCGCGUGUCAUUCUCCAACCCGGCGCGCCAGCCGUUGUACGACUUUGCUGACAGCCUGGACGGCGGAAAGCCAAAGGCAGCUGCGGCAGCUGAAGCCAUGCGCCGUAUUUUUCCCAAUGUCGACGCAUCCGGUGUGCAGAUGAGCAUCCCGAUGCCCGGCCAUGCUGUGGCGCCGGCUGAGAUUGACUCUGUGCGUGCGGCCGUCACGCAGCUCGAGGGCCUUAUUAGAGCACACGACGUCGUGUUCCUGCUGACUGACAGCCGCGAGAGCCGCUGGCUGCCGUCGCUGCUCGGCGCACUGCACAGCAAGAUUGUCAUCUGCGUUGCACUGGGAUUUGACUCGUUUGUAGCUAUGCGCCACGGCGUGCACUCUACCGAAGACGCCGCCGGCGCGCGCCUGGGUUGCUAUUUCUGCAACGACGUUGUCGCACCGACAGACUCACUGACCGACCGCACGCUCGACCAGCAGUGCACCGUUACGCGCCCAGGCCUGGCGCCCAUUGCCUCAGGCACUGCCGUCGAGCUGCUGACCGCCAUCAUUCAGCACCCGCUCGGCGCCCACGCCCCGGCGCCUGCUGCUGAAGACGACCCCGACUCUGCCUCCCAGGGCGUCUUUGGCGUGCCGCCGCACCAGAUUCGCGGAUACCUGCGCGCCUUCCGCCAGCACACCAUUGUCGGCCAAUCGUCCAAUAUGUGCACGGCUUGCUCGCCCAAAGUGCUGGACGCAUACCGCCAGUACGGCUUUGACUUUUUGUUGCGCGCCUUCAACAACACACUGGGAUACAGCUAUCUCGAGACGCUGACUGGGCUUGCUGCGCUGCACCGCCAGACGGAUGACAUCAUGGCAGACAUUAUGUGGUCUGAGGACGAGGACGCAGAU
This is a messenger RNA of Kickxella alabastrina, 2031 nucleotides long. RefSeq lists its product as uncharacterized. Gene Ontology annotation, molecular function: Atg8 activating enzyme activity; Atg12 activating enzyme activity. The record is from RefSeq and is a predicted model, not a curated record. Gene Ontology annotation, cellular component: phagophore assembly site; cytoplasm. NCBI's taxonomy places the organism in Eukaryota, Fungi, Kickxellomycota, Kickxellomycetes, Kickxellales, Kickxellaceae. The transcript is spliced from 2 exons. The annotation marks the transcript as partial. Gene Ontology annotation, biological process: cellular response to nitrogen starvation; autophagy of mitochondrion; piecemeal microautophagy of the nucleus.